GUUCACCGUUAUUUUUAGCGCCGAGUACCUGUUACGGCUGUGGUCUGCGCCGAUCGCUUACCCGUCACGGUGGGACUUUUUCAAAGAACCUCUCUGCUUCCUGGAUCUGCUGUCGGUAUUGCCUCUCUAUCUGUCGGUAACCGGCGUACACAUUCCGGCCCUCCGCGUUCUGAGGAUAUUCUUAUGCUGUGGGUACUCGUCAAUGGGUAUGAAUGUGAUCAAUUUGACUACUCUCGGAAGUUUUCGCUCCUUUGUAACUACUACUACAGUACAAGUCCGCUUCUAGAAGUAAUUGAUUCUACUUCUUGUACUUGAUAAGUCGUUGACUACUUACAGAAGCGACCUUUCUCUCCCAUAACCAACCUCAAUAAAGCUCCUCUAGGUUGUUUUCUAAGCUUGCGGCUGAUCAAGAUCUUGCGUUGGUUCAAUGCGGAUGGACUUUAUUUGAUGCAUCAGACGUUAUUACGAUCCGGCACUGGGAUUUUCAUCCUUCUCUUCUUUUUGUCAGUUUUUCUCUGCCUGUUCUCGGCGCUGAUCUACUAUGCGGAGAAAAUGGCCUGCCCAGAUUUCGCGAAUAUGGACCCUGUCGAAUUGGCGGACUACACAACGAAAUGAUAUGCUCCAUGACAUUGACAGCAUCAGGAGGUCAUAAAGAUUUCAUCAUCAUCGUUCUUUUCAACUCAAAACUUCUAGCUGUGCUUGUCAUCUUACUUCUGCUUGCAGUUCUUGGUCUUGAUAUCGUUGUGGAUCACUCAGCUGAAGCUGCGUUACUAAGAUGCGUAGUGACUUUCCGGCUGCACCAUGAUAAGCAAGCAGUGAGCAGGACAAAGAAUUCAUAGGAACCGUUGUUUACUGUAGUUGAUGAUGUUGUUAUAUACAGUUAAAUGGAUUCUCCUCUAAGACCUCGCAGUGUCCAACACUGGAUGGACAGAACAGCUUCACUUAAGGCUACCGCUGAAGCAUCGUCAACAACAUCCUUGGCUUCUUUCUCAAGGGGAAGAAGGCUCAGGGUUGGGGUCAAGGAUGCGGCGUCGUAGCUCUAAUUCACAUUGCGCGAGGCGCAUCUUCAUCAGGGACAGGGGGAGCAUUAAGGCUACCGCUGAAGCAUCCUCAGCGUCAUCCUUGGCCCUUUUUCUACUUGAAAAGCGGGCCAAGGAUGCACCCAGAAAUGCUAACGCGGUACCUCUAAGAGCAGUUCCUCCAACGGAAACCCCGAUGCUUUGCUGUAACCCACGAACCGAAGCCGCGAACACCUUUCCCAGCGUCUUAUCUGCAGCUUGGUGGUCGAUCGUUACCAUGACAACUGUGGGCUACGGAGAUGUGGUAAGCGUUAUCGUGGAUCGACUACAGAGAUGUGUCAAAUGAGUAAUAGACUCUUUUGCAGCACAUCCAAUCAGGCGCGAUCAGGUGUAUCUUCUUUGUGCUUCGGAUGCGAGUGGCAUGAAAGGAUAGCACAAUGAACAUCGGAAACAAAAGUCUAAAUAUUCAAUGAACUCCUCACUUCCUCCGCCCUCACCACAACUAGGUACCUGUAACGCAUCUUGGGCAAGUGAUCGGUGGUUUAACGAUGUUGAGUGGAAUUUUAGUCAUUUCCAUGCCUGCAGCUAUCAUUGGUUCGAAAUUCCAGGAGGUUCUCGAGGAGUACGAGUUACGUCGAUAUCAACGCUCUGUCGCGCCUGCGAACAUUAAGGCUACUGAGUGAGCACCCUCAACAUUAUCCUUGACUGUUUCUUUUCUUAGGAGAACAAAACGAGAUCGAGAGCAGAGAUGCGGAUGCUCUCAACGAUGCGAAGGCAGUACGUAGCUCUAAGAUCAAAGAGAGUGCACGAUCGUCAAAACGAUCCUCGCAGGACGGGCCGCGACUGUCAUUGGCAUCCGUGCAAGGGCCAGGUCCAGGACUGGUUCCGGAACCACUGGCGCCGCCUGGUGUAGAGG
Messenger RNA from Amoebophrya sp. A25, 1935 nucleotides. Lineage: Eukaryota; Dinophyceae; Syndiniales; Amoebophryaceae. The record is from the annotation of a GenBank genome assembly.